AUGAAUAUCUCCAAUAUUAAUAAUCUCUCAUAGCUUAUAUAGGAAAAGGAAGAGAAGCAUUUUACAUUUCGUAAGCUUGAACAUUAAGACGUCCCAUAAAUUCAAUCUUUAAUGUCCAAUCAGUUUCUUAACUAUAACCCAGCAUUUAAGAUUGUAUAACUAACUGAGCAAGACAUACAAAGUUGUUUUACAAAAGAACUUUUGUAAGAAUUUUAAAUAUUUUAAAUAGUGAUUCGAUAAUUCAAGAGAAGCUUUCCUUCGGAGCAUUUAAAUAAGAUAUGUUAGUGUCUGCAUGCUUAACUUACGAUUUAGGAUUUAACGAUAACUAAUAAGACACGCUAACACUAAACCUAACCGAAAGAAUGCAAGAAAUUAUCGAUAUGAAUGACUUAUUGUUGGGAAAGUAUGCUAAUAACAGAGAAAUCAAGUUGAAAUAAAUUGCAUAUGUGAGCCAUUUGGCUACAAAAUCUGAUUAUUUUCAUCAAUAAUUAGCAUUAUGCUGUUGCUUUUUGUCAGUUCAAGAAUGUAGUAAGCUUGGCUUUCAAUAAAUGAUCACUGUGGCAGAGCAUGUAGCUACCUAAAAAACAUUUGAGAAAAUUUUCAAAACAAUUGAAGUGAUUAAAGAAAUUUCAGAUUUCAAAAAUUAGCCAAUCGUUAUACGAUCCUUUAAUUGUUCGAUAACAUCUUAAUGAAAGAUAAAUGUAUAAAUCAAACAAG
Molecule: messenger RNA, 717 nt
Organism: Paramecium octaurelia
Lineage: Eukaryota; Ciliophora; Oligohymenophorea; Peniculida; Parameciidae
Source: the annotation of a GenBank genome assembly